AUGGCCGACACCGACAGCGACCUGGAUGGAGUGGCAGACUGUGUGGAUCAGUGCCCAUCAGACAGCAACAAGGUCUUCGUUGGCAAGUGUGGAUGUGGCCUGGCAGACACCGACUCCGAUGGCGAUGGGAUGCCGGACUGCCUGGACCUCUGCCCCAACUCUCCCGCCACGGCCACGGCCAUGGGCCCCUGCGGCUGUGAUGCCUCCGACGCGGACGGGGACAGCGUGCCCGACUGCGCGGAUCAGUGCCCCCAUGAUGCCGAGAAGGUCACCGCCGGUUUGUGCGGUUGCAACAUGGCGGAUGUCGACAGUGAUGGUGAUGGCAUUCCAGAUUGCUAUGACUCCUGCCCGAACCAAACAGACAUUGCGAAUGACGGGCUCAGCCUGCAGUUUGGCGUUCCCGUUACUGCAGCAGGCGGCGAGUUCCGCUUGUGCUGGUGUGCUGCUGGCUUCGCAUGUUCUGUUCAGGGCGACUUCGUGGUAGACUUUGGCUCGUUGCAGGUGGUGGGGCCGUCGCCACUGGUGCAAGAUCGUACCUGUGUUGCUGGCCAGCCAUGUCAGGUAGACAAUUUGCUGGGAAGCUAUCUUCAUGCAGAUGAUCAUGUUGCAGUCCUGAGCACAUGCGGCAUGCUUGCAGCAGUGGAAGGCUUGCCAGAUGGCGGCUGGCUCUCCUCGAAUUCCAGCGGCGUUCUCGGGUUUGGAUCUGUGAGGACUGCGGCGGAAGGUGGGGACUAUCGGCUUUGCUGGUGCGGCCAGGGCUGCCAAAAGCCGGAGGAGUUCCGUGUGGAUGUGGGCCAGUUUUGGAUGGCAGGGCCGGCUCCCUUGAGGCAAAGCUGGACCUGCAUCAACGGCUUGACCUGCCAAGUAGACCCAACGGGCCAAGGCUUGGCACAGCACGACAGGCUGAUUGUGAUGGACACCUGCAGCCGGAAUGAGGAAACCCAUCGCUAUCCUUGGACGGUGCUCCCCUUGUCGGCUUCGGGAAGUGAGGCAUCAUUUGAGUUUGAGCCCAAACUGCUAACAGCCGGACAGUACCGUCUAUGCUGGUGUGGCACAGGCAUGAGCUGCAGCACUUUCGAAGACUUCGCCCUUGAUAUCGGCGAGUUGAAUUUGGUGGGGCCUGCACCACUUCAACAGCACAGGACAUGCAUCAGCGGGCAUUUGUGCCAUUUCGAGAGCUUCUCCGGAUUUCACAUGACAGGGCUUGGCAGCCUUUGGAUUCUGGACACCUGCAGCAUUGGCAGUCCUCAGAAGCGGCUCCCAGAAACAGGCCUUCUGUCGGCCCGCGCGGCCCGGCCGUCGGCGGGCUGUGCGGCUGCUGCUGCAGAUGCUGACGGAGACGGUGUGGCAGACUACUUGGAUCAGUGUCCGCUUGACCCUGCACGGAGUGCCGUUGGCUUGUGUGGCUGUGCGGCUGAAACAGACUCCGACUUGGACGGCCUGCCGGAUUGCCUGGACUCAUGCCCGCUGGAUGAGAACAAGACAUCUCCUGGUCAAUGUGGUUGUCACACUGCUGAUGCUGAUGCAGACGCUGAUGGAUCGCCAGAUUGCAUUGAUUUGUGCCCCGAUGAUUCCUCCAAGACUCUGCCAGGUUUGUGUGGAUGUGGGCUUUCUGAUGCGAGCGAUGCAGAUGGCGAUGGAGUUCCGGACUGCCAUGAUAAGUGCCCGAGCUUUGCAGACCAGAUACCUCCAGUGUGCGGCUGCGCUGCAGCGAGCGCGGAUGACGAUGGCGAUGGAGUCUCCAACUGCUUCGAUGCGUGUCCCAACGAUGCUAGCAAAACCCUGGCGGGGGUUUGUGGCUGUGGAGUGGCUGACAUUGACGGCGAUGCUGAUGGACACAUGGAUUGCGUGGAUGGUUGCCCUUCCGACCUACUGAAAACAGGUCCUGGCCAGUGCGGCUGUGGCAUUGCUGAUACAGACACCGAUGGUGACGGAAUUGCUGACUGCAUUGAUCAAUGUCCCACUGACUCUGGCAAAAACAUACCUGGCAUUUGUGGAUGCGGGGUUUCAGAUUUUGAUGCUGACAAUGACGGUGUUCCAGACUGCUAUGACCGAUGCCCUGGUCUCUAUGACUUCCGCCCACAAGAGCAGGAGACAUUUUACACCCUGGGGACGCCGAUAUCUGCUGCGGGAGGUGUGUAUCGCCUCUGCUGGUGUGCGCAAGAGGCCACAUGUCAGAGCAGAGAAGACUUCGGCGUGGAUGCUGGGGCUCUUGAAAUCGUCGGCCCCAGUCCGCUCGACCAGGAUAGGACUUGCGUGAGUGGGCAAAUUUGUCGGUGGGGAGGCUUGGAAGGUCAUUCCCUGGACCUCAAGGACCAGUUGCUGGUGCUUGACACCUGCUUUGUGGACACCAUGGAUUUGCACCUCUUGGACAAUAUCUCGAUGCUGCCGGACUUCAGGAUCGAACUCACAGGUUCCAACGGUUCAGGCUUCACGACCUUUGCCACCUCUUCUGCCUUGAGACUGGGAGGUGGCACAUACCGGCUGUGCUGGUGCUCCGGGACUGGCAGCUGUGGCAACUUGGCUCACUUCCAGGUUGAUGUUGGAGCACUGACGGUGGCGGGCCCUGCGAACUUCAAACAGCAUUCCACGUGCAUCACGGGGCAAGCAUGUUCUUUUGAGGAGAUCGUUGGAACGUGGUUCAGCACCAGUGACAGCAUGCUGCUGCUAGACACUUGCGGGACGGCGGAAGUAGCAAGCAGUCUAAACCUCGACCUGCAGCUGAUGUUGAAUUCCGCACCCGACCCUACCAAUGGAGCCUCUUCCCUUUCUGCGGGCUUCAGCGCCAGCACUGCGGCUGGGGGCACAUACCGAAUUUGUUGGUGCCCGAAUAUCACCGGAUCAGUCAGCCCCCGGGAUUGUGGCGCGGACAUUGGCGCUUUGUACCUCUUGGGCCCGACGCCUUUGAAACAGGACCGAACGUGUACCUUGGGCUCCUCCUGCAUGCUGGAAGAUUUCACCGGCCUGGGGCUUGACGGCAACCACAGCCUUUUGGUGCUGGACACAUGUGGCCUGGAUCCCACCCAAAGGUACAGAGAAAUCGAGCAUUUCUCGCCUGCCAUUACCUGGCAGCCCACAGGUGGUACCAUCUUCCUGUCCUCAGGUGAUGUAACAAGACCAAGUGGUGGGCGCUACAGGCUUUGCUGGUGUGCCGAUCCCUGUGACCAGCUGGUGCACUUCGCAGUUGACAUGGGGCAGUUGGAGAUGAUUGGACCAAUCAGAGCAGGGCAGCAGCACAGGACUUGCAUUUCCGGGCAGCUCUGCUCAUUCUCAAUUGAGGGCUGGCGACUAAAUGCUGGCGAUGCCUUCGUGGUUUUGGACACGUGUGCGCAAGCUGCAAGCCUCACUGGAGCGCCAGAUUUCGGUCGGUUUACCACCGUUUCCGUCUUCGAGCCAAGCUUGGUCGAUCCAGGAUCAUUUGCGAGCCUCUCUCUACCUGGCACGCUGACGGCAGCGGGUGGCAUGUAUCGCAUUUGCUGGUGCGCGAGUUCAUCUAGCUGCCGGGAGGCUGCUGAAUUCGAUGUGGAUGUCGGACAGCUGCAAAUCAUCGGUCCUACCCCAUUGGCACAAGACAGGACCUGCGUAUCUGGGCAACCUUGCCUGUUGGAUGCUUUGUCAGGCAGCGCGCUAUCCACAGCUGAUCGCUAUUAUGUCUUGGAUACAUGUGCCACAAAAUCUCCACCUGCAAGAUUUGCCGGGGCAGGCGUUGAUGAAGUGAAUUCAACACUGGCGCUCAGCGAAACCCUAGUUUCCUGGGGUGAUGUGCGGGUGUCGGCCACAGGGGGAAACUACCGAAUUUGCUGGUGUGCCGGAGGGCAGGUUUGUAGCGCCGCUGAAGAUUUUCAGGUUGAUAUGGGUGGUCUUGUGCUCAUUGGGCCACGGCAAACUGGUGCUACCUGCUUGUCUGGUCAGCCUUGCGUAGUGGAAGGCAUAUCCGGGGAGUACCCGCACAUCGGUGACACAGCAGUCCUUUUGGACACAUGUGGACUCAGCCUGUCGGUCCUAGGCUUGAACAGCUUCCCCAGCGAAGGGCUCUUGUUGUCCCAUGGCGCAAGCCGUCUUCAGCUUGGAAGCAGCGGGGCUAUGACCGCGAUCUUGACGGCAGCGGGGGGCGAGUACCGACUUUGUUGGUGCGCUGGUGGCUUCGACUGCUUCCUGGCGGAGGACUUCAUCACGGACAUUGGGCAUCUGGAUCUCAUCGGACCCAGACUGGACCAGGACCGUACGUGCAUCUCAGGCCGGGCAUGUGAAUUCCAGGCAGUCGGCUUCUACCUCAGCGACUCGGAUUCCGUGAUGGUUCUGAACACAUGUGGCGCGGCCGAGGAUUCUGGCGCUUUGGUGCCACGAUUCCCACUUGAAGUUCCUUCCCUGAUGCUGGAGAACAAUGAUGGAGCAAACACAGUCAUGCAGGUGACCUGGAACACAUCAGUUACAUCUGUGGGUGGACAAUUCAGAAUGUGCUGGUGUGCGUCGGGCUCCGAUUGUCAGUUGUCUCAGCACUUCCGGGUGGACUUUGGCCAGCUGCUACUUAUUGGCCCCCAUGCACAACUUCCAGUAGAGAGGACAUGUGUGGCGGGACAAACUUGCCAGCUUGAUGGUUUCUACGGAAUUCUGCAAUCCACCGACCAGUUUGUUGCUCUGGACACAUGCGGCACAUCCUCGCUUCCCAGCUUGCCCGCUGACGGCGUGUUCAGCAUCUCGGAGUCCGGUGCUGUGGCCAGCUUCGACAAUGAAACGAUAUUUGGCCCCGGUGGGGAGUACCGUCUUUGCUGGAGAGGGGAUGUCGACAUAGACAUGGGACGACUUUUGGUUGUCGGGCCAGCUCCCUUGAAGCAGCAUCGCACCUGCGUGAGCGGUCAGGAGUGCUUUGCCGAUGGCUUACGAGGGGUUGGACUUGGAACGACAGAUCGCUGGAUGAUUCUGCAUACAUGUGGUGUCAUCUCCCUUCUGGAUGGCAUGGUGGGCGCCGGGCAGGUGGUGUCUGUGGGGCAGAGUGGAAGCAGCAUCGACUUCGGGGUAGAGCCAACCACUGUCGGAGGUGGCCAGUACAGGAUGUGCUGGUGUGCUGCCGGGUUUGUAUGCAGCACCGCCGAACACUACCUCGUUGACGUCGGAGAGCUGCGGCUCAUGGGACCUUCCGCAGCGGCUUACACUGUCACUUGCAUCAGUGGCCAGCCAUGUUCUUUCCCUGUUCCACCAGGAGAGACCUUGUCAGCGGCAGAUUCCUAUUUCAUCCUGGAGAGUUGUGGUGUGGCUGGGCUUGUAAGUGGCCUACCAGAUUCAGGGUUGCUAUCACUCAUUCCACUUGUGGACAACACCACUUGCCGGGGUGGGGACUGCGAAUUGACCUUCGGCACUACGAUCGUGACUGCCUACGGCGGGCAGUACCGCCUCUGUUGGUGCAGUGGUGCCAGCUGCAUUCGCGAGGAGCAGUUCCUUGUGAGCGUUGGCCAGGUGGAGCUGAUCGGACCUCAGGCAGUCGAUCGGACCUGCAUAGCCGGACGCAGCUGCGUGGUGGAUGAUGUCCCAGGCUACGGCUUGCUGGACGGCGCCGUCUUCGACCAACUGGCGAUUUUAGACACCUGCGGCGUCCGCAGUGUGAUCGCUUCCACGGCUGCUGCCCAGACUUCCGAGACUUCCUUCACUUUCGACAUGAUCACUGCUGCGGGGGGCACGUACCAGCUCUGCUGGUCUGCUGCGGCGUCGAGCUCUGGGCCUGAGUUGUCGUACCACGCAGUCACCCUGGGCAGCCUUACGGUCAUUGGGCCCGUGCCGAACUUCCAAGACAGGACCUGCAUCAGUGGCCAGAUGUGCCAAUUCGGCGGCAUCACCGGCAUGCACCUCCAAGAUGGUGACCGCUUCAUGGCCCUGGAGACCUGCGGCGUAGCCUCCCACAUUCCAGGCUUUGGUUGGUCAGGUGCCGCCAGCGUGGUGAGUAGCGGCUCUGCGGUGAGCUGGGGCACAGCGCCUGUGAUGGCCAUGGGUGGCCGGUACCGGCUGUGCUGGUGCGGCCAGCGCGAGGCCCUCGGCGCGUGGACCUCGCUGCAGGCCACGGAUGCGGCCUGCGCGGUGCCCACAGACUUUGCGGUGGCCGUCGGGGAGCUGCGGCUGGUGGGCCCCGUGACGCCCGAAGCCGUGCAGAUCUCCAUAGCCCAGGACUGGGGCACGCUGAGCCUGCAGGAGAAGGCGCGCCUGGGCCCAGAGGUCGGAGGAGAGCAGAACCGUGAGUGCGUGGCUGGGCAACCCUGUGAGAUCCAGGGCUUGCAAGGUCUUCACAUCAGCGCGGGAGAUUCCUUCAUGAUCUUGGAGACAUGUGGCCUGGCCACAGCCAUCGACCGCCUGCCUGUGAGUGGGCAACCCGAGGUUGUGCUCAAUGAGGGCUACUCCAACGCGUGGAAUUUCCCACAGUCCUUAGAGUACCAGCGCUUGGAUGUGGUGACCCUGCGAUUUGACACCCCUGUCACCGCCGCCAGCGGGCAAUACCGGAUCUGUUGGUGCGCGCAAGCUGCGGACUGCUUUACCUCCGAAAACAGGCGAGUGGAUGUGGGACGUCUCCUCCUUCGGGGUCCGCAGUUGGAUCACUCCUUCACCUGUGCAUCGGCGCAGAACUGCUGGAUUCAGGAUAUUCUUGGGCAGAGCCUAGCCAUAGAUGACCAGCUGCUGGUGUUGGACACCUGUGGAGUGAGCAAUCUUGACGACAUGAACUUCUCAGGGGACCAUGGAUGGCCGCAGCAAGGGCUGACCACAUCCCAGUCAGUGCAGGGAGUGAUCAAGGACUCCUUAGGCAACACCCUCACCACAGUUCCACAGAGCAUCCUCGCCAAGUUCGACUUCAGCAGCAUUCGUGUGACAGCGCAUGGUGGGAUGUACCGGCUUUGCUGGUGCGCUAGUGGCUUCAAUUGCACAGCAGUUCAGGACUUUCGGCAAGAUCUGGGAUCCCUGCAGUUGCAGGGCCCAUCUCCCUUGCAACAAGACCGAACUUGCACGAGUGGACAGAGCUGCAAGCUCGAGUCAAUCUUUGGGGAGGGCCUGUCUUCAGCUGAUCUCAUCAUGAUUCGAGACACUUGUGGCCUCAUCCCUGCAAGUUCCUCAGAGCUUAUACCGCGGUUCCCAAAUGACGGUAUGGUGACCACCACCAUGACAAAUGGUGAGGCCUUUGCCUGGAUGGAUGGUGUAGGGCACAUGGUGACCACUUCCGCCAGCGGCAGCUACCGCCUGUGCUGGUGCAGACCCAACCAAGCUGAGUACGUGUCCUGCUCGCUGGCCGAGCACUUUGCCACUGACUUGGGGGAGUUGACGCUGCUUGGUCCUGCGCCUCUGUCGCAGGACCGGACCUGCAUCAGCGGCUUGCCGUGUGUUUUCGGGAACAUCUCCGGCUCGGAGCUGCAGUACGGCGACCGGCUCCACAUUUUGGACACCUGCGGCCUGCUCGGCACCGAGGUGCCCGGCAUCCCCAACGACGGCCUAUCUCUGCCCGGCCUGGGCGCUGGCCAGGUCUUCUCCUGGGGCGAGGAGGUCCUCACCUCGGCGGGAGGCCAGUUCCGGCUGUGCUGGUGCGCGGCAGGCUUCCCCUGUGAGAUGUUGGACCACUUCGGGGUGGACAUCGGACACCUCCACGUCAUCGGCCCCCAGAAGCAGCACCAGGUGUACUGCGCCUCCGGCUACGCAUGCUGGGGCUGGAUCACGGGCCUGGAUCUCAGCGCGGACGACCAGAUCAUGGCAGCGGAGGAGUGUGGCGCGGCGCUGGAGCCGUGGCCUUCCCCCCGCAGCCGCUACCCCGAGAUCCCGGGCUUCCCGCAGAACGGGCGCCUCAACUUGGAGCCCUACGUGGGGGCGACCUUCCAAUUCUCCUGGACCGCAGCAGAGCCCAUCACCGCGGCAGGCGGUAUUUACAGGCUCUGCUGGUGUUCGGGAGCAAGUCCCGGUGGCUGUGCUUCCUCGGAAGAGUUCCAGACUGAGGCCGGAACGCUGAUUCUCAUGGGGCCAUCCGAGUACCUUGCUGACCUCUUCACCCUUGUGGCUGGACCUUCAGAGCCCAAGGAGAUUUGGCGAUGGGACGUUCCAGACCCCACCUCGGUUCAGAUCCAGGAGUAUGGCGGCGCCCUGACCAUGCACAGUAUGGCAAGCACUGGCAGCGAAACACGGGGCACUGUGCCUAUCCUGUAUGUGGAGGCCCCUGCGUCUGGCCUUUGGGAGGCGCGUGUCUCGGUGUGCGUCACAUCUGCAGAAGUUUCUGCUGGUCUCACCGUUCUGGAUAGGGAUGGCAUCAUGCCGGACCUUUUCCUUGGAUUCGACAGCUUUACCAGCCGCGGCUUCGCAAGUUCCAGCGGCGUGGUUGCCCUGCGCUACGGCAGCGAGGGCUUUUCUGGCACGGUGGCCUCGCAGGAUGUGGCGGAAACUUGGAUGACCCUGAAGCUGGUAAGGACGGGCAGCGGUCGCUAUGACUUGUGGUAUAGUCCUGGCUUGGCCUCCGCAGCCUGGCAGGCGCCGGACGAUGCAAGGAACUCCAAUGCCGGCGAGCGGCCGCGGCUCUUCGUGAAAACAAGUGGCAUGCCGGGUGAGCGCCUCUUCUCCGAGACAGAGUGGCUCCCGCUGGCGCAGCAAGUUGUGAGCACCGCAGGCCGGCGCAUCGGGCUGUACCUCAUCACGGGAGAUGUGUCUCGUGAAGCCAAGUUCAAGGACUUCUUGGUCAGGGACCUCUUUCCGGAGAGCGUGGCCUCCUUUUCCCUGGAUGACGGCCAGCUCCGAGAGAAUUUGGAAGCGAGUGGCAUGCCGGUGAGCCAAGCCAGCGUCUCUGGGCGGGACGGCUACAGCCAGGGAGCCUUGCUCUUCGAUGGCAACGGCUUGGCAAUACCCCUGGACCCCCUGCUGCGUGAUGCUUCCACCAAUGCCUCUGUCCACGAGUUCACCGUGUCCCUGUGGGUGAAGCCUUACUCUUUGGGCUCCGGCGGUAUCCUGGGGCGGCGCCUUGCGCAGCAUCUGCCAGAUCUCCAGAUCUCGCCAUCCAUUUCAAUGACCCCAGAAGGCGGGGUGGCGUGGAGCAUGCUGGACGAGACAGGACAGAAUUUCACAAAUGUCUACCAGAUCCCAACAUCGAGGCCUUACGCACCUGUGCUUCCUACCUCAGCCAGCACAUCUUUGGGACAAGUCUUUGAAGUGAACGAGUGGGUGCACAUUGCCUUUGUAAAGGAAGCCGACACCGUACUGUUCUACAGAAAUGGAAAGCGCUUUGGCUUCGCAAGCUUGGCUCCGGAUGUGCAGAUGAGCGACUCUGAUGGGGUGCCGCUUCUCAACUUCUUGCAGGACCUCCCAUUUCACGGAGCAUUGGACGACGUCCGCUUUUUCGAUGUUGGCCUCGCAGAUUUUGCUAUUGCCCACCUGUUCGGCGAUGCUGAUUUGGACACUUUGCGAGGUAAAACGCAGAGAUGUAUGGCCGGCAGCAACUGUGUCCUCACUGGUGUGACUGGGCAGGGCCUUUCGGAUUUGAGCACCUAUGCAGUUUUGUCGCAGUGUGGCCGCACACCGGCAGUUUCCGGCUUCCCCGGUCUGGGCAUUUCGGACAACACCACGGGAGGCAGUCAGGUCAUUAGCUGGGGCCACACCUCGGGCUUGCCGCUCACCGCCUCCGGGGGCCGGUACCAACUUUGCUGGUGCGGCGCCAACUGCGCAGCUCCCGAGGACUUCCGCGUGCUGGUGGGAACCUUGGUGGUGGUCGGCCCGUACACGGGCCAGGCGCGCACCUGCACCUUGGGGCAGGUGGCCACUUUCGACCUCCAGGGCCUGGAGCUAGAUGCGGGAGACAAGGUGAUGAUCAUGGACACCUGCGGCGCUACAGCCGUUUCUGGCCUUCCCCAGAACUCUACCACAGACGUGCAGCCGUCCAAGUGCUAUGGCCAUGUGGGCUUGGGUCUGGUGGCAAGUGAGGCCCAGCAUGCCCAUGGAUCUGGCUUGACGGGCAAGACGCAGAGUGAGUGCUGUGCCCUGUGUGGCAGAAGCUUGUACUUGGACUGUGUGGCUUGGGUUCAUCGCCCGAGUGACCUCACGUGCUUUUUGUACAAGUCCGUCGGCACCGUGGAGAGACAGGAGGACCGGGUGAUGGGCUUUAUGCAGGAGUGGAGAUCGGCUCCCAACCAGGCGAUUGUGGCCACCAUACUCACGGGCAACCGUCCUGGCGCUGGCUCCUCAGGGCCCCUCCGCUUGUACGUGUGCCGCUCGAACUUGGAGUGCCACUCCGCGGACGACCUGGUGCUCGCAGAUCUACAGGAGGGCUAUCAAAGCUUUGAGGUCAUCACCUCCUGGCCUCCAUCUUGGGACUGGACAGGCGUGAAGAUCUACUCAGACACCAGCGACAGAUGGUUCUUGGAAUCCCUGGUGGUGACGGGAAAUGGAACCUCCUGGAAUUUUAGCUACGGUGGUUGGAUUGAAGAUAGUGCUGAAGUCUACCUCACGCACGCUGAGCCAUCACAACAUUUGUUUGGACAGCUUUGGGGGGCAGAGACGCCUUCCAUGGCUUCGGGCGGCUUGUAUCGGCUUUGCUGGUGCUCUGGAACCCUGCCAUGCAGCAGCACUUCCGACUUCAAUGCCGACGCAGGCAUUUUGACGCUCAGAGGACCUGCCCCCCUCACGCAGCAUUUGACGUGCAUGACCGGCCAGGCUUGUGGCAUUAGUGGGCUUUCGGGCUCUGACUUGUCUGUGGGCGACAAGGUCAUGGUGCUGGACACUUGUGGCCAGACCGGGCUGGAGGCGUCGGGCAUGAUCUGGGACGGAACUCUGAGCCACCACAGCCUGGUGCCGCGCUUCACGGCGGCUUGCCGCAGCUCACAGCACUGCCUCCGAGACGUGGCCUGCGACAACGCCACCCAUGGCCUCUAUGAGCAGCCCAGCAUCGCCUGCGGCAUCUCCGACCCAGCCACCAAUGGAGGGGCGGACUUCACGUGGGGCGGCGGGACGGUGUACCCCUCGGCGCCUGGCGGGGUUUACAAGAUUUGCUGGUGCGCUGCUGGGCAGAGCUGCUCCAUGUUCGAGCACUUCAAGGUUGAGGUGGGCGAACUCAGCCUCGCUGGCCCCACUUCAAUGGAACAGCACAGGACCUGCGUGGCAGGGCAGCCUUGCGUGGUCAGCAACAUCCAGGGCUAUUCGCUACAAGACGGGGAUACGAUUAUGAUCUUGGAUGAGUGUGGCGGUGUGUCUCAGAAGCCCAUGUGCCCCUUCCAGCCUUUGGAGGAUGCAGCUGAUGCCUUGCUGCCAGGUUAUAAUGCAAGCCUGGCCCAGUGGGGCUGUGGCACUGUCGCAGACCGGUGGCCAAGUCCAGGAGGUCCAUUGGGCCAAGCUCAGGGCAUUUCCGAGCCGGCCAUCUCCUCUCUUCAUCCAUGCGGGUCUGCCAUGACCUGGAUUCCGUAUCACCCCACCAGCACAUGCUACGCCCUUUUUGCAACAGCACUUUCCUGGGUGGAUGCAGAGGCAGCCUGUGAUGUGCUCUAUGGUGGGCACCUGGCGAGCAUAGAUUCACAAGAGGAUUUGGACUUCUUGAUGGAAUGGGUGCUUGAUCCUGCGGAAACAUACUGGAUCGGGUUGAAUGACAGGACUGCGGAAGGCACAUUCGUGUAUUCGUCCGGCACAACCUUCAGCUUCUCCAAUUGGGGGUCCUACCAGCCGGCGACAACUCUCUCAAACACCGAGGAUUGCGUCUAUAUCAUGGGCGAUGGCACAUUCUUUGAUGACGCCUGUGCAAACUCGAGGCAGUACUUGUGUGAGCGAGCUGGAGCAUUCACCGGGGCGGUGCCAGGUGAUGAGUUCCGCUUCGGCGGCUAUCGAACGGCCAAGGAGUCUCUUGUGCCUCCGUCUUCUGCGGGAGGCCAGUACCGGAUGUGUUGGUGUCCUUACGGCAUGCAGUGCAGCGCGGCGGAUCACUUCCGAAUGGACUUCGGCGCGCUCACUCUGGUGGGGCCAGGUCCACUGAACCAGCACAAGACCUGCGUGGCUGGACAGCCGUGCCACCUGUACCCUCUCACAGGGGUCGACUUGCAGGAUGGGGAUUUGGUGCACAUCCUGGAGACCUGCGGCAUGUAUGUGAACGUGUCCCAAUUCACUCACUAUGACAGUUCCUCCGACUCUGGCAUGCACUUACCAAGAUUUCCGAGUAACAACGGCAUCCAGAGCCUGUCAGCGGGUGCGACUGAUGGUGGCAUCAUGGUUUCAUGGGGCUCUGCGACGAUCACAGCCAUGGGCGGCCGAUUCCGGAUGUGCUGGUGUGCUUCGGGAUACACCUGCAGCGCGGUGCCAGAGUUCCGCGUGGAUUUCGGCCGCUUUGAUCUCGCCGGCCCGGCACCUCUAGAUCAACGUCGCACCUGUUCCUCUGGGCAACGCUGCGGCUUCACCAACAUCACGGGCCUUCACUUGAGUGACGGCGAUCGCAUCAUGGUCCUGGAGACCUGUGGAUCAGAUGCUCUGAACGUGGAUUAUGUGCCCCGAUUCGUGGGUGAUGCCGACGGCAUUCCCGGAGAGCCACGGGGCAUCUCCGACCCGGCCAGCGACGGUGGCACAAGCUUCGCCUGGGGCGGGGAGUACUCCAUCGCCAUCUCGGCCAAAGGCGGAACUUACCGGCUGUGCUGGGCUGCCAGCGGCUUCGCCCAGGCCCUCACCUCUGACUUCGAGGUGGACAUUGGCUCCAUCCAGGUGCUGGGGCCUGGCAGCUUUCACAACAACCGGACCUGCAUCAGCGGUCAGCUGUGUAUGUGGGGUGGCGUGACUGGCUUUGGGCUGGAGGAUGGUGAUCGUGUCAUCGUCAUGGAUGAGUGUUCCAAGUUCAAGGGGCCAAGUGAAGGCUACGACAAUUCGGAGCAUAUCGUACCCCGCUUCCCCUCGGAAGGAAGGUCGUUGCCGGCUUACAACAGCACUUCGGAUUCUGGCAGCGUCUACAGCUGGGGAGGCGAAGAUUCGGGAGCCUAUGUCACAGCACAGGGUGGAAGCUACCGCAUCUGCUGGGCAUCAAAGGACUUUGGCGACCUAGGAACCGGCUACUUCCGCUUCGAUGCAGGGACCCUCUCAUUGGUGGGGCCUGCUCCACUCGUCCAGGAGCGUACCUGUGUGAGCGGCCAGGUAUGCAAAUGGUCGGGCUUGCAAGGGCACUUGCUGUCUGAUGGAGAUACCAUGAUGGUUCUGGACACCUGCGGUAGCAUGGCUGCGAUUGUUCCCAGAUGGAACAACCCUGAUGCUCCCAGGUCAUUGCCCAUCUCGCAGCCAGCAACAGAUGGCGGCAUCACGUUCUCUUGGGGUCAUGUGGAGGUCUCAACCCCUGGAGGGCUUUACCGGCUUUGCUGGUGCGCACACCCGCAGCCCUCGAUGAACUGCAGCCGUCCGUCCCAUUUCCGCACGGACGCGGGGACCCUUCACGUGGUUGGCCCCUGGCCAAGCUUUCAGAGCAGGACCUGCGUGGCUGGACAGCCCUGUGCCUUUGGAAAUAUCACUGGCGCCUAUUUGCAGGGAGGGGACAAGAUCAUGGUCCUGGACACCUGCGCCAAUCACUACUUCACAGCUUUGAAUGCCAUCGUGCCUCGCAUGAUUGAUGGAGGCCUGACCGAAUCAGCAGAUGGCUCAUCCUUUGCACUGGCUGAAGCCAGAGGCCACUCCAUUUCAUCGGCAGGUGGUCUCUACAGGCUGUGCUGGUGUGCUUCGGGUUUCAACUGCCAGCUGAGUCGGCACUUCCAGACGGAUGCGGGGGCGAUAAGCAUCAUCGGCCCGGCGCCCUUGUACCAGGACCGCACCUGCGUAUCGGGGCAGCCCUGCUUUGCGGCCUCCUUGACGGGGCAAGACCUGGGCAACGGGGACCGCCUCAUGGUGCUGGAGACCUGCGGCUUCUUCACUGCACCGCUGCGCUUCACGGGCGGCGGUGUGUCGAGCCUGGCGGAGGACAACGGCACUUUGGUGAGCUGGGGCCGGGAGCCCAACUGCCUGGAGCCCUACAACUACGACUGUCGGGGUGUCAGGCCUACCAGCAAGGGCGGGAAUUUCCGUCUCUGCUGGUGUGCCCACAACUACACCUGCGAGCAAGCCAGUGACUUCCGGGUGGACAUGGGGCACCUGGCCUUUUUGGGACCGUAUCCUCUCACCUACAGCCGGACCUGCGUGGCAGGGCAGCCCUGUGCAUUCUCCGGCAUUGAGGGCCACUUCACGCAGAACGGUGACAAGAUGAUGGUGUUGGACACCUGUGCGCACCCAGAGACCCUGCAGUUCAUUCAGAGCUCCGACAAGUGGGCCAUCUACAACUCGCCCUUAGUGGCUGCAGGUCAAUAUGGGUGGUUUGACGGGCCCUCGGACAACGCCAGCUUCAACGGCUCCAGCUUCACCUGGGGCUCGGGUCAGGUGAUCUCAAGCCCGGGGGGGCUCUACCGGCUUUGCUGGUGUGCGGCCAACUACCAGUGCGUCGGUGCCAGGGACUUCCAGACAGACACAGGGCAGAUGAUUGUGGUGGGCCCCUUCCUAGAGCUGCCGGACCCGACGGGUUUGCUGACUUUGGAGCAACGCUUGCAGAUCUUCAGCUGCGUAGCCAACGAGCCUUGCAGUCUGCAGGGCCUCCAGGGCCGGCACCUCGCGGACGGCGAUCUGCUGAUGGUGCGCAGGGACUGCAGCCCCGCCUGGGAGACCAACUCCACGGUGGAGUGGUGGCCCUCCAACACGUUCACCUGGGGCGUGGCCGACCCUGGCAUCGUGCGAUACACCUUGGAGGGGGUGACCUUCCAAGACUACAACUGGGCAGUGGUGGGCACAACCAGUGAAAGGGAGGUGAGAUCUGAGGGCGCCUACUACCGCUUGUGCUGGUGCGCCAAGAAUUUCGACUGCACGGAGCCCAAACACUUCGCGGUGGACGCUGGGACUAUGAAGUUGAUUGGACCCCAUCACAACCAAGGCAUCACCUGUUUCUCCGGAGCGGUGUGCAUUGGGACCCAUAUCACCGGGGUUGGCCUCAGCAACGGUGACAGGACCAUGGUUUUGAGGUAUUGCAACACAGACUUGUACAUCUCACGGUUCCCGAACGACGGCUACUCAGAUCCAGCAGUUGACAAUGGAACCACGAUCACAUGGGCUGGUGCAGACACUGCGCCCCUAACGGCACCAGGUGGCUUCUACAAGCUUUGCUGGUGCGCAGCAUCUCAGACUUGCACCAGGAGUGGUUCGAACUUCCGUGUCGAGUAUGGACAGCUGUACAUCGUUGGUCCUGCACCGCUUACUCAGAGCAAGACAUGUUUGAGCGGUGAAUACUGCAAUGUCACGGACUAUUCUGGUUAUGGCUUAAACGAUGGUGAUCGCUUGAUGAUCUCCUCGCAAUGCGGAGAUGCUAGUGGUGUUGUUCCGCGAUUUCCCAAGAUGGGCAUUUCAGAAGAUGCCAUUGAUAACGGCACAAGCUUCUACUGGAAUUCUUAUGUCACGGCAGGUGGAGGGGUGUACUGGAUGUGCUGGUGCUCCAACAUGUACUCCUGCGACCGAUCAGAUCAAUUCAACGUGGAGUCUGGUUUGCUGACGCUUCCCGGGCCUUAUUUGAAUCAGGAGCGGACCUGCCGAAGCGGUACGGAGUGUGGUUUCGGCGGGCUGGUUGGUGUGGGCCUCGCUGAUGGCGACCGCAUCAUGAUUAUGAACCAGUGCGGCGAUCCCUCGGCUGUGCUCUUUGGCUGGCCAGACAAUGGCAUCUCCGACCCGGCCUUCUUCACGGGCACGGAAUAUGCCUGGGGCACCGCAAGCGGUGGGCUGUAUGUGACAGGAGCCGGGGGUGAAUACUCCAUGUGUUGGUGCUCUGUGUCAGCUCCCAACUGCAGCACCGGGGCGUUCUUCCGCACCGAGCUGGGCAUCAUGAAGAUGGUGGGCCCGGCCAUUGGUCAGCGCAAGGCCUGCACUGCAGGACAGCUCUGCAGCAUUAGCCAGUUCGGCGGCUACGAGCUGCAGAAUGGGGACCGGAUCCUUAUCAGCCCCUCCUGCAUUCCUUUGCUCUCGUCGUACGUGCCGGGCUUUUCCAACAACGGCAUUGCCAUUGCCACAGCAGGUGGCUCCCGCUUUGACUUCACGGUGCGUUUGACGGCGUCCGGGGGUGUCUAUUCCAUGUGCUGGUGUCCCUUCGGCAUGCCUUGCCAGUCCCCAGACAACUUCCAGGUGGACGCAGGCAACUUGACCGUCAUCGGGCCUCUCCUGCAGCACAUCAAGACUUGCAUCUCCAGCCAGGUGUGUCAGUUCGAUGGCUUUGAGGGCCAAGGAUUGCUGAUCAGCGACAGGAUCACGAUACUGGAUACAUGUGGCACGAGUUUCACCUUGCCACGGCUGCCGAACGACGCACUGUCCACCCAGCAUUCAAAUUUGGGCCACACUGUGUCAUGGGGCCCAUUGCGGGCAACAUCCCCCGGAGGCCAGUACAGGCUUUGUUGGUGUGCUGCCACAAGCAGGUGCAGCUCUCCUACUGACUACGUGGUGGACAGCGGAGAGUUGCACAUGUUGGGCCCCAGGCUGUUCCAGCUUCAGCAGUGCUACCCUGGGAUCCUUUGCGCCUUUGACGCGUUUUUGGGCUACGGUCUUCAGGACGGAGAGCGGAUCAUGGCGUUGGAGAUCUGUGGCGUGGGGGAGGGUAUCGCUGGCUUCCCCAACGGCGCCAUCUCCAACGGUGCCACCGAGAACGGCCGGCGCUAUGGCUGGGGCGACGGAUCCAGCAGCAUCGACUUCUUGCCACUGAACACCACCACACCCGGAGGCUUCUUCCGGCUUUGCUGGUGCCCGGCUGACCUGGAGGACUGUGCCUCCAGCGUGUCCUUCCGGGUGGACGCGGGUGCCCUGAUUGUCAAGGGGCCCUUUGCGCGCGUGGACAUGCUCUGCGCGGCCGGGCAAACCUGUACGCUUGGCCCCUGGGACGGAGCUAUGCUGGCCUUGUCAGACCGGGUGCUGAUCGUGGCCCAAUUUGCCACCUGCGGCGCCUCUUCUGCUGAUCCCCAAAUCGGCCAGGGCGAAGCAAAGGAUGUGACCUGCAACUUGGAGCUUACAACCUGCCAGGCGAGUUUGAGCAGCGUGGAGACGCAGCAUGGCGGUCUCUUCAAGGUCUGCUAUUGUGUGACCUACCUGGAUGUCAAUGGCACAGAUGCAGAGCCCUGCACGGACGCCACAGAGUUCACGAGCUACGCAAGCAACCUGCAGGUUCGAGGCCCCUUUGGCUUCCAGACCUUCGCUUGCGUUGUCGGCAUCGACUGUGACAUUGGGAUUAUCGGCUUUAUGCUCUCCUCGCUUGAUCGGGCUAAACUUGUCAAAGAUGGCUUCCCCUGCAACGGCAACCCCGCUGCAGGCGUCCCUGCUCAGGAAGUGCUCAUCAACGCGGGCCAAUCACUUCAGACCAAUGCCAUUGCGCCAAUACCGGAGCAGAAUAGCUCUCGUACCAGGUUUGAGCUCGGUGGCAUCCAAGCAAGCGGAGACUACAAGGUGUGCUAUUGCUCCAGCGUUUUGUCCUGCGCAAACCCCUAUGAUUUCGGCGGACUUGCUGGCACAGUCAUGGUCUCUGGUGCUUCAGAGCAGGUCUACGUGUGCAGACGUGGAUCUGAGUGUAUCAUUCAGCUCAAUGGUUGGCGCUUGGGUCCGAAUGACCGCCUGAAGAUCGUGGCAGAAGGGAGCAGCUGCGCCACGGAUCAGCCAACUUUUGGCUUCGGUGUCAACCCUGCCUGGGUGCAGGACCAGGUGACGUACUUCGAAGACGACACCAACACCACCUCCUUCAACAUGUUCAACGUGGGCGUAGCCAAGGUUGGAACUCAAGAGGAAGGGUGCCAGCCAGAUGACGUUAACUGUGGCUACAAGCUGUGUUACUGCCCUGGCAUCAACGGCUGCACCGAUGGCUCUUCAUACACGCACACGGCAGGAGCAUUACGUGUCACAGAAUCCAUCCGCGGCAUUGAGACUGACAAUUCCUAUGCUGUGAACUCGCACUCCAUUGGCCUCUCGGUGGACUCUGCUUACGGAGGCGGCGUGAUUCGCUGCGUCGUCAAUGAUGGCCCUGCAACCGAGUGGGGCUUGUAUCCGGAUUCGAGCUUCUUCACCUUCGGCCCUGGAUCCGGAGAUAUUGGGUGGGGUGCCUCCUAUGGUGAGGCCACUUCCGGCAAGAAUUCAGUGACGAUUCACUUAACAGGCUUCGUGGAGGCUGGGCAGAUUAUCCGGGCCUGGUGCUACUUGUCCGACUCUCCCGCCUACGUGUUCCCGCCUGAUUUGGAGGGCACGCAGGUGACCGUCCCACUGAACAUGAAGACUCCCAGGGCAGAUUACAUGCCGAGUACGGGCUGGGAGGGUAGCUUGCACAGGAUCAAGAUCUACGAUGUGGAAACCGGGGCCUCCAUCACAGGAGGCAGAAGACUGCAAGCCGCCGACGUCAGGGUCUUGACAGCCAUGAGCACCGAAUCCUGCAUGGGCUUGGCCUAUCACAUGGAUGAGCGCAUGCUGUCUAUCCAGGAUUCCAAGGAUAACUUUGGCAACCUGAUGCUGCAGACAGCAUCGCUGGCAAAGUUGGAUACUGCAAUGUGCAUGGAUGACCCAUCGUGCAAGCUUCACCUGUGCUACUUUGGCAGCCCCCAGGAGUAUCCGAUCACAAUGAGAGAGAAGAUGGACAUCAACCCUGUGCCGGCCCUGGACACACCUACCCUGUAUCGCGGGGCCAGAAACAGGUUUGAGGUUGAGAAGCAGACUUCAUUCUCGGGCAACAUUAGCUGGAUAUCAGUAGAUGAGGUUGCCAGCCUAGGUGCCAUUUUGGACGCAGGCCAGCUUUGCCCAGAAAUGGCAGAUGCUGUCGCCAGAGGAAGAGUCAUCAGCUUGCCCCCCAGUGGCCUCAGUGAUUCCUUCUUGCUCGAUGAGCCGGCUGGCACGUACUAUGCCUGCAUGUUGGACGAUGCGUCCGAUGCUCUGAAGGAAUCCCCUUUGAACUGGGUGGGAACCUUUGAAGUUAGCGAGGUGCUUGCCAGCAUUGCGCAGAGCACCCUCUCAUCAACAAGAACAACCCUUCGACUUGAUGUUGCUGCCAGGCUUCCUGGGCUCCUGACCUGUGUUGUGAAGGAUCCGCAGGUGACCUCCACCAAGGCGCAGGAGAUCCUCGCGGCUGCGGCCGCAGCCGUGGAGGGCUUCACCGGGGCGGCGGCCGCGCAGCAAUAUGCGUUUGCUCAGCGGUCUGCCCUACUAGACUGGCUGCAGAGUCCGGAAGACACGUUGGGCUUGGCGACGGUGACGGUGCCGGCAGCUGUUCCUCCAAAUGUCACCGUCUCAUUGGUGCUGGCAUCCCUGCUGACGACCGACCAUGUACCGGUCUGGUGCUGGCAUUCCGCCGCGGAGGAGACCAAGAUGGUAUCGCCCAGUGAUCCAAAUGGCCAGCAGUUCACCCUGCCUGGUCAAGCCCCACUGGCACAUACACUGCCCACCUUCCUUUGGCCGGGGGCCAGCUUUGUUGUGUUCAUGGAGAACGUCGCGGAGACAUCUGAAGCGCGAGUGAAGAUGGUGAACAACACUGGCGAAUGCGAUGCAUCAGUCUACGCCGAGGCAGUCCCAGUGGUGCGCAACAUCUCCGGUCACGAGGAAAACAUCAAAGCCUACUUGACUGCCAGCCCGCUCAAGAGAAUGUUUUGCUUCUUCGAGCUUCCUGCCUCCCUGCCUAUAGCUGUCAACGCUGGUCAAGGCGGCGUCAUGGAGUUUUCAGAGGCGACGCCACCCAGCCUGGCACUGAUAGUGGAUGAUGCCUUCAUUCAGCACAUGAGCCGUGGUUUGGCCUCCAACCUGGUGUUGUACAACAGUGCCCCAGGCGAGUUCGCACAGGCGUUCUUGCUGGACGAGACUGAGUACCAGACCAACGGAGGACACUGCGUGCAGCCAAUUGGCUUGGCGCCCUUGGACGUCCAGCCUGAGUCGGCUGCGAGCUACAUCCAGCGAGCUGCCGCUGUCCCUCUGAAGGCAGUUUCGGUGCUGCCCACGCCCGUCAACUCGGCCACGCACUUUGUCUCAGUGACGGAAGAUGAGACUCAUCAGUUGGCAGUAGGGCACCGCUACGUCCUUUGCUACGUCGGACUUGCAUCAGACACCACUCGUGUAUUCAACAAGAUUGGCCGCAGUUUGAGCGUGCUCGACAUCAUCCUGUCCUUGGAGAAGGCCUCGGCGGCGGUUGGCCAAGAAGCAGCGACUUCCCAGGAGAUCAAUGUCGUGGUGGAGGCCUCAUUGGCUGGGUCGGUGAGCUGCAUUGCGACGACUCAGACAUUUGCUCGAGCACUGGUGGCUGCGGAGAUUGUGGGUGACUAUGGCCUCACAAUGCCGCAGGACUUCGUCCCAGUGUUCGAGGAGAGUCAGGUUCUUGGCAGGGCACUCCUUAUUCCAGUAUCUGAUACGACCCAGAACCUGUCAGUGACGAUUCCCGUGGAGGCAGCUAGCGCGACGAACAUUCAACGUAUGCCCUUGGGUGUCACUCCACAGGCCUACGUGUGGUGCAAGCACUCAAAGUCCCUGGUGGUCUACCCAGAGGAUGGCAAUGGUGUGGUGGUCACUCUGGGAGUGCUCGCUGCUCCAGCUUUCUCGUACUCACUGCUGGCCAAUCCCUUGACACAGGUGGUGCUUGCUCGCAACGUGUCCUUCCCGACCAUGGCGGUUCUUUGGUCCAGCGCUGGCUUCCCUGCCUACUACUUCGAUGAGGUCGCCUUCACAAUUACACCCACGCUGCCAGACGGAUUGGACAUCAGCUCACAGAAUGGAGGUAUCAAACCGGACCCUGUUCCCCUUCAGCUUCUGCCACCUGCAGACUUCCUGAUCAAGGCCCAAAGCAAGUACGACGUGUUGAAGGCAACCAGCACCACACUUCAGCUGGCAGUGGAGGAGCCUGCUCAAUGUGGGCUGGCCAGUAUCAAGAGCACCGAGGCGACGCUCUCCUGCUUGGUGCACGACGCCCACAACCUGCAGGUGGAGGCGGUCUAUGUCCAAGUCACGCUGAAGACAGGAGAGAUUCUGCCAUUGGAGCCAUCGUCAUUCCCUUGCCUCGGGGCUGCUUCCAAUCCUGGUGGAGGAAUGACCGAGUUCUCCUGCUCACAGGAUGCCUCGGGCUGCUGCUGCUGGAUUUGGGUCAGCGAGCAGACUUCUGUCAACGGCACCAGGCUGAGGAGCGGCAAGAUCAUGAAUGCCGGCUGUGGGUUGCAGGCCUACGAGAGGUACGACGUCAUGACCAUGGCCUCUGGAGUCAAUUCGCUGCUGGCGAAUGCUGCAACCAGCGUUGUGUGGGAGCAGCUCUUUGACUUCACUGUGCCAGAGCGGAAGGAUGCCACGCCGAUUGCAUUCGACAUCAAGGCUGAUAUCAACUACGAACAGAUGUGUGAUCCUGUGCUCAACGGUCCUGCUGCAGAGCAGAAAUGCAAGGACGACAUGAGAGCAGAGCUGGCAGCUCUGCUUGGAACGCCAGAGGACAUGAUCACCAUCACUGCAGUGGGCCCCCCUGCGGAGUACAAGGAACCGGUCAAUCUGAGCAUCGGUCAUGAGGAAGAGCUCUUCGGGAGCUUGAAGGCGGAGCUUGAAAGAGCAUGCAAGAAAGGCAGUGAGAAGGCGAUCCUGCGGCUUCUUCGCAGCCAUCCUGGGCAAAUGCGGCUGCUGAUGGGUCAGCCAUUCGGCACAAAUCGCAUUACCCCGUUUGCCUACUUGUGCUGGUUCGUGCACUGUGAAGCAAUUGAAGAAGUUUGCAGUAGCUUUACAGAAGAGGUGAGACCAAGUAUUGACCAUGCAUUGUCGGUUGCCAGUCGCUUUGGCAAGAAAGAGGUCUUGGACAUAUUGAUGCACCACUUUCCCAAUGAAUGCUGCAACUCAUUGCCGCGGGACUUCGCAGAAGCUUGCCGCAAGUCCCGUGUGCAAGCGGCUUUGUGUUGGCUGAACACUUUCCCUGACGAAGCGGGGGCUACACUGAGUGACAGCAUUUCUUUGGACCAAACCACUCCGUUGUACUGGGCAUGCCGCAACGGUCUCGAUUCCGUGGUGCGCGCUCUCAUCCAGCGACACCCAACGCGGGUCCGUGCAGCUUUGAAUAUUGGGGACGCAGAUGGUCGCACUGGGCUCAGCUUCGCCUGCCAAAACGGCCAUGAAGAGGUUGUCAAGCUACUGCUGGGCCUGCUCCCUGAUCUGCAAGACCCGGCCCCAGAGCCUAAGCAAGGCAUGCUUUCUGCAGAGCAGCGGUCAGACAAUCCUGUCAUGGUGUCAGAAGAUGGCAGAGGGCUCUUGCAGCAACAGGGAUACAAAUUAGUUGGUAGCCAUAGUGCGGUGAAGCAGUGCCGCUGGACCAAGAGCGCCCUUUUUGGUGAGGGCCAGUGCUAUAAGCAUACCUUCUAUGGCAUCAGCUCUCACCGGUGCAUGGAGGGCACACCCUCCUUGGCUUGUGCCAACAAGUGCACCUUCUGUUGGCGUGGCCAUGCGAACCCCGUCACUACCUCCUGGACGUAUCAAACCGAUGCACCGGAGGCCAUCGUCGCAGAGAGCGUGCAAAGGCACCUGGAGAUGUUGGAGAACGUGGCCUUCUCGCCCCGGGCCCUGCCGUCACGAGUAGCGGAGGCAGCGCGGCGAGUGGGGCACAUGGCCCUGUCGCUGGUGGGCGAACCCGUGCUGUAUCCGGCCGCCUCGGAGCUGGUGGGUGAGCUACAUCGGCGCCGCAUCUCGAGCUUCCUGGUGACGAAUGGCCAGUUCCCCGAGGAGCUCGAAAGGCUGGCCUGGGUCACCCAGCUCUACGUCUCUCUGGACGCUGCAAAUGAAGAUGACUUGAAGGAGGUGAGCAGGCCCCUCUUCAAGGAUCACUGGCAGCGCUUGCGCAGAUCCCUUGAGGUCUUGCGCGAAAAGCGCCCAUAUCAGCGCACAGUCGCGCGGCUGACGGUGCUCAAAGGCAAGAACAUGGAGAGAAGCGCCUGCGAUGGCUACGCAGAAUUGGUCCAGCUGGGCGACUGUGACUUCGUGGAGGUGAAAGGGGCCACCUUCGCAGGAUGGGAUGACAGGAGCGGUCUGUCGAUGAGUUCUGUUCCCUGGCAUGAAGAGGUCCGCGAUUUCGCAGAGCAGUUGUCGGAGUCCCUACCAGGCUAUGAGAUCGCUUGCGAGCACGAGCAUAGCUGCUCUGUUCUUCUGGCCCGCCGGGAUCGAUUCUUCAUAGACAACAAGUGGAGAACCUGGAUCGACUUCGAGCGCUUUGCCGAUGCGGCGCAGGAGGGCCGGAUGCUGGAGGUCUCUGAUUUCACCCUGGAGACGCCAGCCUGGGCGCUGGCCAGCGGCUGGCAAGAGGCCGGUGCCCAGUCGCCUGGCUUCGAUCCUGCCGAGCAUCGGCGCAAACCAAGGCUUUCCAAGGCAGAGUACUUGGCUUCGUGA
Effrenium voratum is the source of this 23361-nucleotide messenger RNA. Lineage: Eukaryota; Dinophyceae; Suessiales; Symbiodiniaceae. The record is from the annotation of a GenBank genome assembly.